Chlorocebus sabaeus (green monkey) is the source of this 1202-nucleotide messenger RNA. RefSeq names its product sushi domain containing 3 (gene SUSD3). Gene Ontology annotation, cellular component: plasma membrane. The record is from RefSeq and is a predicted model, not a curated record. Lineage: Eukaryota; Metazoa; Chordata; Mammalia; Primates; Cercopithecidae.
CCGGCUCACUGCCCUGGCAGACCCCGCCAAGCGCCUCGGAGCGCGCAGGAUGCGCGGGGCGGCCGCCACCCUCCGUGGCAAGGCGAGGCCCCGGGGGCGGGCCGGGGUCACCACGCCUGCCCCAGGGAACCGCACAGGCACCUGCGCUCAGCUGCGGCUACCCCCACAAGCCACCUUCCAAGUCCUUCGUGGCGAUGGUGCUUCCGUGGGGACCGUGCUCAUGUUCCACUGUCCCUCCAACCACCAGAUGGUGGGGUCCGGGCUCCUCACCUGCACCUGGAAGGGCAGCAUCGCUGAGUGGUCUUCGGGGUCUCCAGUGUGCAAACUGGUGCCACCACACGAGACCUUUGGCUUCAGGGUGGCCGUGAUUGCCUCCAUCGUGAGCUGCGCCAUCAUCCUGCUUAUGUCCAUGGCCUUCCUCACCUGCUGCCUCCUCAAGUGCAUGAAGAAGAGUGAGCGGCGGCGCUCCGACAGGUCAGCCCAGCUGUGGUCCCAGCUGAGAGAUGAGGACUUGGAGACAGUGCAGGCCGCAUACCUUGGCCUCAAGCACUUCAACAAACCCGUGAGCAGGUCCAGCCAGGCGCACGACAACCACAGCUUCACCACAGACCAUGUUGAGAGCACCAGCAAGCUGGCCAGUGUGACCCGCAGCGUGGACAAAGACCCUGGGAUCCCCAGAGCUCUGAGCCUCAGUGGCUCCUCCAGCUCGCCCCAAGCCCAGGUGAUGGUGCAUAUGGCGAACCCCAGACAGCCCCUGCCUGCCUCUGGGCUGGCCACAGGAAUGCCACAAAAGCCUGCGGCAUAUGCCCUAGGGUGACCGUGCAGUGAGGCUGGCGCCCAUGCUCCACAAUGGGAGGCCAGACUCAGCCCACCAGCCAGUCAGCUGCAACUCCACAUGAACUCCACAUGCGUCCAGCUCGAGACUAAUGAGUGGAAUCAGCUUCCAGGUGUAGGGACCCCUUGGGGGGCCGAGCUGACAUCCAAGGCUGAGGACCCCAGUGGGAGUGUUCUGUUCCGACAUAUCCUGGCUGUAACGAUUUUUAUAGUUAUGGACUACUUGAAACUACUACUGAGGGUAAUUUACCAGCUGUGGCCUCCCACUAACUAGUAUUCCUUUAAAGAGACUGGGAAAUGUUUUAAGCAAAUCUAGUUUUGUAUAAUAACAUAAGAAAAUAGCAAUAAACUUCUUUGCAGCAACUACA